Molecule: messenger RNA, 1926 nt
Organism: Penicillium cosmopolitanum
Lineage: Eukaryota; Fungi; Ascomycota; Eurotiomycetes; Eurotiales; Aspergillaceae
Exons: 3
Coding region: 1-1926 (641 amino acids)
Source: RefSeq, a predicted model, not a curated record
AUGAUCGUGGGUAUUGCCGUUCGAGAACAAGACGGCGGGAUCGGAACGCUACACGAAGGCCGCGCGAAAUACAUCGCCAGACUUAGUACGGCAUACCAUAUCCUCAUCAAUAUCCUCAGCACAGGCCUCCUUACCUCCAGCAACUACUGCAUGCAACUAGUUUGCGCGCCAACCCGACAAGAUAUCAAUCGCUUACAUGCCCGGGGUACUUACUUUGAUAUUGGAAUUCUCAGCUUUCGCAAUGUGCGGCAUAUCGCGCGGCCGCGGGCGUUGCUGUGGUUGAUGUUGGCAGCGAGCUCUAUUCCGCUCCACCUCCUAUACAACAGCUCCAUUUUCAGCGUGACCGUCGGCCGCAACUACGAGAUCGAUUUCCUUAAUGCGAGCGAUCCCAAAACCAUCGCCCACCGCUCAUCAGGACACGAGCGCCUGGAAAAUUCGAUCUGGAUGGAAAAAUAUGAUACAAAAUAUAUCACUGACUACGGAAACUUAUACCUCGUAUUAGACGCCGUAGCAUUCGAACUCGGCUUUUUCCCUGGGAAUGUGAGCUGGGAACUCUUGCCUCCGAAAAAUAUAACAGAGCAACCAGCCUGGGGGCAGGUACUCUCACCUUCAUGGGACGCAAAAGAAUGGGCUGUCAACGUCACCUUACAACUAAACAACACCUCAAAAUCAUCCGGGUCAGGAAAUAUUUCAUCAACAGGUGUACGCCGCCAAAUCCCUAUACAUGAGUACUCUUCGCAAACGAUGCCAGAGGUAAGCUGGCCGUCACCCUAUCAAUUCAAUAUCUCGAAAGACAACUCCUGGAAAGACGUGUUAACACUAAGCCACGACACAUGGAUGUACCCACCCUGGCACAUCGGCUACAGCUUGGCGGAAUCUUUACACAAGGGUAGUGCGGUGCAGAUUUCCAUUGCAUUCAUUGCAGUCGUUAUCAUCUGCAACGCUAUAAAAACUAUCGCCAUAUACCUUACACUGAAAGGCUCGUAUUCGGCACAGAUCAUCACGCAGGGGGACGCUAUUUCGACUUUCCUUCAGGUACCCGAUACCGCGACCGUCGGACGCUGUCUAGCGGAGAAACAUGCUUUAAUCCAGGGUAUUCAAUAUCCUCAACAUGCGACGGAGGGGAAAUGGUCACACGAGAUUGGGAGAUAUUCAGACCGGGCUCGAGGACGGUGGACUUCUUAUAUGAUGCUCGGUCUUCUAAUCGUCAUAUCCACUCUCGGAAUCGUUGCCCUCAGCGCAAAAGGGCCAAGCGCAUGGGGCACCGCCUCAAAGCUACACAUCCCGUUUGCCGUCUCACCACUUGAUGCUCGAGGUAUAAUAUUUACAUCCUGGCUAGCAAACAGCCCGCAGCUCCUCUUAUCGGUAUUCUACCUAGCCGCAAACCGAAUUUGCACAUCAUUGUGCUUCGCGCGAGAAUGGAAUGCCCUCGCCCAGACGCGCAAACCCCUCCGCGUCACGCAGCCAAAGGGAGAGCAGCGCAGCGCCUACUUCCUCCAACUCCCAUACCGCUGGGCCGUACCACUAACUGCGAUGUCAGGGCUACUACACUGGCUGCUUUCGCAAUCUUUAUUCCUGGUCCGGAUUGAAGUCUAUGAUAAAGAUCAGGGGUUAAGGGAGGAUGCGUCGAUUUGCGCCUGCGGAUACUCGACGCUGAGCUUGCUUGUAUUUUUGAUCUGUCUUCUUGCAAUGGCUGUUUCUAUCUUGGUAUUGAUGUGUCGUGAGAUUCAGUAUGCUAUUCCUCCGGCUGGCCAUUGUAGCCUGGCUAUUAGUGCUGCUUGUCAUCCGCCUCCGGAUGAAUUUGACUGCCAUCUGGGACCGGUGCAGUGGGGGGUUGUCCCGAACUCUUUUGGUGGGGAGGUGGAUCAUUGUACGUUUUCUGGACGGGAAAUAACAUCUCCUGAAGAAGGGCGCUAUUACGCGUGA